UUAUUCUUUUCAUAGUAUGUGAUUCCUUUCUUCUCGGAUAUACUGAUACAACCAUUAUAAAUAGAAGAUGCUAGACAUUUACGUAAGUAUGCACAACAUAGCAAAAACCAACCAACUUCUAUUACAAUAUUUUUUUAAUACUUCUUUUGGAGGAGAACAAAUCAUGGAUAAUACAAGCCUAGCAAUGAUACUUGCAAUUUGGUUCAUUGCUUUUCAUUUCAUUAAAAUAUUAUUUACUAGCCAAACUUCCAAACUUCUUCCUCCAGGCCCUAAACCACUUCCAAUAAUCGGCAACAUUCUUGAAGUUGGUGACAAACCUCACCAGUCAUUUGCUAACCUCGCCAAGAUUCACGGCCCUCUAAUAUCUCUACGUCUAGGCAGUGUCACAACUAUUGUUGUAUCAUCAGCUGAAGUAGCCAAAGAAAUGUUCUUAAAAAAAGACUACCCUCUUUCUAACCGUACUGUUCCUAAUUCUGUCACUGCUGGUGACCACCACAAACUCACCAUGUCGUGGUUGCCUGUCUCCCCAAAGUGGAGGAAUUUUAGAAAGAUCACAGCCGUUCAUUUACUUUCUCCUCAAAGACUUGAUAGUUGCCAAAGCCUUAGGCAUGCCAAGGUACAACAACUUUUUCAAUAUGUACAAGAAUGUGCACAAAAAGGGCAAGCCGUUGAUAUUGGCAAGGCUGCAUUUACUACAUCCCUCAAUUUGUUAUCAAAACUAUUCUUUUCGGUCGAAUUAGCCCAUCAUAAAUCCCAUACAUCUCAACAAUUCAAAGAACUUAUAUGGAAUAUUAUGGAAGAUAUUGGCAAGCCUAACUAUGCUGAUUACUUUCCAAUCUUAGGAUGUGUCGAUCCUUCGGGUAUUCGACGGCGAUUAGCGUCUAGUUUUGACAAGCUAAUUGCUGUUUUUCAAAGUAUAAUCACUCAAAGGCUUGGUAGUACAACAACAAAGAUAAAUGAUGUGCUUGACGUUCUUCUCGACCUCUACAAACAGAAGGAGCUUAGCAUGGCCGAGAUUAACCAUCUUCUAGUCGUAAGUUCAUUUUUUUUCUCC
Chenopodium quinoa (quinoa) is the source of this 1054-nucleotide messenger RNA. Its product is annotated as inactive cytochrome P450 76AD1-like. The transcript has a single exon. The record is from RefSeq and is a predicted model, not a curated record. Gene Ontology annotation, molecular function: oxidoreductase activity, acting on paired donors, with incorporation or reduction of molecular oxygen; heme binding; iron ion binding. The annotation marks the transcript as partial. NCBI's taxonomy places the organism in Eukaryota, Viridiplantae, Streptophyta, Magnoliopsida, Caryophyllales, Amaranthaceae.